Bipolaris sorokiniana ND90Pr is the source of this 1152-nucleotide messenger RNA. RefSeq lists its product as uncharacterized. The transcript has a single exon. The record is from RefSeq and is a predicted model, not a curated record. Lineage: Eukaryota; Fungi; Ascomycota; Dothideomycetes; Pleosporales; Pleosporaceae. Bases 136 to 903 code for a protein of 255 amino acids.
GACCCCUCGAAGUCACGCCCAUACCCUACUCCUCGUGUCGCAAGACUCUAGUGACUCUUAUACACCCCUUUCAACGCUCUUUGACUGGAGACGCUGUUUAUACACCAAUUGCGCAAAACAAAAAACAUUGCGACAAUGUCGUCGACAAACACUACCGUCGAACCACCAGCAAUCAAGAAACGCGGACGCCCCAAGAAGGCUGCAGCCGAAGAUGCGGGGGAAACAAUAAGCGUAGAUGGGGAGAAGACGCCGGCUGUAAAAAAGGUGACUACAAAGCCCACAGCGCCCAAGCACAAACCUGUCGCGCCAGAAAAGGACAAGAAGACAAUCGCGAAGAAGAAUGCGCCGGAACAUCCCACGCCCGUUACACCAGCAACAAGCAAGAUACUCGAGUCCGUACGCGCCAAGGGAACACUGAGUAAGACAUUGCCCACCAAAACAACCAGCCUAGAGAGCAGGAAUAGUGGUACUCCUCUAGCAACCAAACCAGCAACAGCAACAACAGCACAAGUACCACCGGUCUCCUCUUCACCACCACCACCACCACCAUCCAAACCUCCCCGAACCCACCCCAUACCAACAGCCAUCCCCCUCCCGCAAAAACCCUUCCCAGCCCCAUCCCCCAUCUUCUCCACCUCCCACACAACAUCCCCCCGCAACCCCGUCCUCCCACCAAACCCCUACCCAUCCACCCCACGCCGCGUCCCCCCCGCGCUCUCCCAACACACGCGCGUCAUCGAGCCCACACCCGACAUACGGCUUCCGCCCAAGUACAAGCCCGCCGCACGCCGGGUCACGGCGAUUAUAGUUAGUUUACCGAUUGUGCUGGUGUUUGGGUACGAGUUGCUUGAGCGGUGGAGGGGAAAGAAGGAUGUUAAGGUCAAGUUUGGAGGGGAUAGAUAGUAGUAGGGGUGUGUGAGAGAGAUGUAAUGAAUGAGGGAAGGUGGAGAAGAGGGGGUGAAAUAUAUGAGUAAUGUUAUAUACGAACGGGCAUGACUAUGGGGCCGGGGGAAAUGAGGAUAAUAAUAGGGUAUAUAUACUUAUAUUAAAUUUCAACUGAUAAAUGUAUUGGUGAGUUAUUUCUUUCUCUGGUGUACAUUCUUCUUCUCACUACGAACUGUGCGUCCAUCUAUUCUCAAACAGACGAUAAUG